AAACCCCUCCUCAACUUCCAUUUCACUCCCAACUUCCACUAUCAACAAAAUUCAAAAACAAGAGUCUCUCUCCUCUCUCUCUUCUUCUCUCAGAGAGUAAAAACAACAAAAAUUUGAUAAUAUUACUUGUUUUCAAUGGCUUUGAGCUCAGACAUGGCGGGUUUAGAUCAGGUCUCUGCGCUCGAACGCAUCAAGAACCAUCUUCUCGGUGAGUUCUCGCCCGCAGCCAAGAGCUCCGUCACUGAGCUAAGCGACUCUGCUUCCAGUUUCCCCCAAAAUCAAUGGAGCCCCGAGGCCAAUUCGGACCUUUCCAGGUCUCAAUCUGACUCGCUUUGCUCCAAAUCCUCUUCCACUUUCGAUUCUUCGAUCGAAAUCUCCGACUACUUGAAUUCCAAUGAGAUCUUCGAGUUCGAGUUUAAUUCCAUCGAUUUUCUCGAUUUCGAAGCUAAACCUCAAGUCAUCGACCUCAUCACCCCAAAAUCCGCCGAUUUGAGGUCCCAAAAUUCGUUCGAAUUUGAAUCCAAGCCUCAAAUCAUUGAUGAUUUCUUUGAAAUCGAACAUAAGCCCCAGAUCUUAAACAGGACACCUCCGAAACCGGCCAAACCGACCCGGAAACCCGCGCUCACAGUCUCCCUCCCGAAUAAAACCGAGUGGAUCCAUUUCGCGAGCUCUGACCCGGCCGCGAAGGCGCCUGUUCAGAAAUCGAGUUCGAAUGAGGAGAAGAAGAAGCACUACCGCGGGGUCCGCCAAAGGCCGUGGGGCAAGUAUGCGGCGGAGAUCCGGGACCCGAACCGGAGAGGCUCCCGGGUCUGGCUCGGGACCUUCGACACGGCGAUCGAGGCAGCCAAGGCCUAUGACCGGGCGGCGUUCAAGCUGCGCGGCUCCAAAGCCAUCCUCAACUUCCCGCUCGAAGCCGGCAAGGCCGAGCCGGUCGCGGCCGUCGAGAGAAAACGACGUCGUGAGGAGGACAGAGAAGAAGUGAAGGCGGUGCCGGUGCCGGUGAAGAAGGAGCGGUCGACGGAGGCGCCAGAGGCCGUUGGGUGUAUAAGGGAUAUGCCCUUGACGCCGUCAAGUUGGACGGCGUUUUGGGACUCUGAGUCGUACGAAGAUGUGAAGGGGAUAUUUAGCGUUCCGCCGUUGUCGCCGUUAUCUCCCCACCCAGCGAUGGGUUAUCCACAACUUAUGGUCGUGUGAAGGAUUUUUAACAUCGAAUUUUAAUUGACGACGUGAUGUGUUAUUAUUAGAUUAGAAGCUGGUUUUUUUUCAUUUCUUUACAUUAAAAAUUUCGACCAAAAAAAAGUAUAUAAAGUCCCGUAUAUAAUAUGAUUGAUAUAUAUAUAAGUGAGACUUUCUGAUAAUGAAAAGAGGAUUUGGUUGAUUAAAA
Prunus persica (peach) is the source of this 1384-nucleotide messenger RNA. RefSeq names its product ethylene-responsive transcription factor 5. The record is from RefSeq and is a predicted model, not a curated record. Lineage: Eukaryota; Viridiplantae; Streptophyta; Magnoliopsida; Rosales; Rosaceae. The transcript has a single exon. Gene Ontology annotation, biological process: regulation of DNA-templated transcription; ethylene-activated signaling pathway. The coding region runs from base 136 to 1194 and encodes 352 amino acids. Gene Ontology annotation, molecular function: DNA-binding transcription factor activity; DNA binding.